CUUUCCGAACUCCGCCGCGGACGUUGACUCUGUCUCUCUGCCUGCCUUUCUGCCUCAAUCGUCAUCGUCGUCGUCCGUUUGCGGAGUCUUGCCCUGCUCACCGCGCCCGCGCUCGCGCUCAUCACUACCUCUCUUGAUUGAAUUGACGUCGGCGACUGCCUCUCUCUUCUCUUUCUCCAUCCGUACAUCCACCUACUCCUCAACCUCAUAUCCCGUCUUCCUCUUCUCCUGUCUCCUAGUCGACGUCGGAAGGGAGAGAGCACCCAAGACCAUCAAGAAGUAGCAAGCAAACGCGCAUCAAGCAUCCCCACAACUUCUACCUCUCAAAGAUGGCACGCUUCUUCUUCAUCGGGCUGGGUCAAUUCCUGACCUUUGCCGCUACCGUUCUCACCAUCCUCGUCAACAUGGGCCAACUGACCCAGAAUGUCGUUGCUCGUCACUUUUGGUUCGCGCAAGUCGAGACGACUGGCCUGGGAGACACGUUGGGCAGCAACGCUGGGUCCCUGUACGCCUCCAACCAGGCGGCAGCUGAGCUUCAGAACCAGGGUCUCAAGUACAAUUACUACUGGGGCAUGUACUCCUUCUGCGGUGGCGCUGGUACCGACGAGAACCGCGACUGCUCCGACCGCUACAUCGGAUAUCGCUGGGAGCCCACGACGGUGCUGGUCCGCGAUGCCCCCACGACUGCCUCUGCGCAGCUGCAGAACCUCUUCAACACGAGCGACGGCUCUUUUGCCAACGUCAACUACCUUGGCAUGCUCUCUCGCGUCGCAAACGUCAUCAUCCUCGUCGGAACGAUCCUUUCGGGUCUGGCAUGGCUCACUGGUUUCCUCGCGCAUCGAUUCUGCUUCGCCUUUGCAGCCCUCGAGGCUCUCGGAGCAGCAGGAUGCUUGGGUGUGGGAGCGGCGCUGUGGACCGCCAUCCUUUACAAGGCGAGGAACUCGAUCCCGGACAACAGCGGUCUCGUCAUCAACUACGGCAAUUCGCUCUGGAUGACUUGGGCUGCGUUCGCCGCCGUUGUCCUUGCGAUCAUCCCGCUCAUCAUCGGCUGCUGCCUUGGCAGGAGCAAGUACUAAGAAGUGGACGAUGAGCGGAGAUGUCGUGCGACAUGCUCUGAAGAUGGCUCGACCUUGCUUGAUCUCGUUCGACACCCCUUUCUCAGCGUCCAGCGCAUUUCGUCUUCAGACCUCACUCGGCGAUGCAACUUGGUUCGUAUCGUUGGCUUUUUCUCCCUGCUCCCCCUCCUCCCGCCCUUCAAUGUACCCUAUCCCUCCUCUUUCCACGUCGUUCUUCUCUCUCUUGGGCCCCGUUUGUUCCAACACUGACAUC
Messenger RNA from Jaminaea rosea, 1329 nucleotides. RefSeq lists its product as hypothetical. The coding region runs from base 330 to 1076 and encodes 248 amino acids. The transcript has 4 exons. Gene Ontology annotation, cellular component: cell cortex of cell tip; plasma membrane. The record is from RefSeq and is a predicted model, not a curated record. Lineage: Eukaryota; Fungi; Basidiomycota; Exobasidiomycetes; Microstromatales. Gene Ontology annotation, biological process: fungal-type cell wall organization.